CACAGGGAGAGAGAGAGAGAGAGAGGCAGGCGCCUGAUCUUAUUCGUGCCGUUCAGUCUUUUAGUUCUGAUCGACUAGCUUGUUGUUUCUCAGGCUCGGUAACUGUGUGUGCAUUUAUCAUUUGGACGAAUCUGCGUUUUAAAGGUUUUUUCUGGAUAUUCCGAGCGUCGUAAUAUUUUAAAGCACACAUUCAUCAGGAAACACAAGCGCUUAAGAUACUUUGCAGUUUCUCAGACGUGGAUUUAUACGCUGGUGCCAAUUGGAUCAGAGCUGCGGAUUUGGUUUCAAACGCGUCUGCUUGAAGAAAAAGGAACACGAUGAGAUCCAGAGGAACCGGGUCGACAUAAAAUCAGAUCGUGCGGAUUAAUAUCGGACCACUGUAUGGAUGUUUAAUUAUUUUAGGUUAUACCCUGACAUCAGUGCGAACGCGUUAUCUGCAGGGUGCGGGAAGAUUUUAGGGUUUUUCUUGGAUCGCACAAGGUUUUUACUUUCCUUCGGUGUCGGUUCGGCUGGUGAAAUAAUAAAGACUGGCGCAUGAAACAGAUCGCCUGCGCGUCUCGUGCUCGCCGCUUCUCCGCCGCGUACUCUCCGGCUGCGGACUCGGACCCCGGGAUCUUCAUGAUUUGCGGACAAAAUGGCCGUUUUUUAGCCGGGGAACCCUCUUGCCGUCCCGCAUGUUCAGGACCAAACGAUCGGGGCUCGUCCGGCGACUCUGGAGGAGCCGCGCGCCCGUGGAGGGCGACGGCGACGCGGACACCGGGACGCGCGGCAGUGGCACCGCGGGCUGCUGCCUCGUUAAACCGGGCGUCGGUGGUAAGCCGAACCCCGGCACCGAGGCCGAACUGAAAGCCCUGACAUACUCCAUCCUGAAGAAGAUCAAAGAGAAACAGCUGGAGUUGCUUUUACAGGCGGUGGAGUCCAAGGGGGGAGCGCGGAGCUCCUGCUUCCUCCUGCCCGCUAAAGUAGACGCCAGACUGGGUCAACAGUCGUACCCGCUCCCGCUGCUGCUCUAUAAAGUGUUCCGGUGGCCGGACCUCCGGCAUUCCACGGAAUUAAAAAGACUAUCGUGCUGUGAAUCUUAUGGGAAAAUCAACCCGGAGCUCGUGUGCUGCAACCCGCAUCAUAUGAGCAGACUGUGCGAGCUCGAAUCCCCCCCACCCCCCUACUCAAGAUAUCCCACCGACUUUCUUAAACCACCUGAUUCUCCAGGUUCGGUCCCUGCUUCCACUGAAACCGGGGGAACGACUUAUUCAGCCCCUAUGGGGUUUUCAGAUUCUCUGGCUCUUCAGGAACGUGGAGAACAGCCUCACUGGUGUGUAGUGGCGUACUGGGAGGAAAAGACCCGCGUGGGGCGUCUCUAUUCCGUCCAGGAGUCGUCUUUGGACAUUUUUUAUGACCUACCUCAAGGCACGGGCUUUUGCCUGGGCCAACUCGCCUCCGACAACAAGAGUCAACUGGUGCAAAAGGUUCGGGCCAAGAUCGGCUACGGCAUCCAGCUCAGUCGCGAAGCCGACGGCGUUUGGGUGUACAACCGGAGCUCUUAUCCGAUAUUCAUCAAGUCAGCCACACUGGACAACCCAGACUCGCGUACGCUUCUGGUGCAUAAAGUCUUUCCCGGAUUCUCCAUAAAGGCCUUCGACUUCGAGAAGGCGGGAAGCCUGCAGAGACCCAACGACCACGAGUUCAGCCUGCAGCCGCAGACGGGUUUCACCGUGCAGAUCAGUUUCGUAAAGGGCUGGGGGCAAUGCUACACGAGACAGUUCAUCAGUAGCUGCCCCUGCUGGCUGGAGGUCAUAUUUAAUAAUCGAUAACGCCCCAUUCCUUCAUCGCCAUUGAAACGGACUAGCCCUUACCUUUUGCGGACUAUGUUGUUUUUUUCGCGCGACGCUGACGAGACCUCCGGAGGGAAUGCGCGAGAAAACGCGGACUUAACUUUAAUAAAUGACUUUAUUGAGAAUUUAAGUGAAAUUAAAGCUAAAAUGUAUUUUAUGUUAAAUAUAAAUAUAUUAUUACGUGUAAAUAUGAAGUUUUAUAUGCAUUGUUAUUUAUGUAUUGUGCAAUGUGUUGAUGGGACAAUAAGAAGAUGCACUUUGCUUAAUAUAAAUGCAAACAAAGAAAUGCCAAAAUAAAAAAAAAAAUACAGAA
Molecule: messenger RNA, 2145 nt
Organism: Misgurnus anguillicaudatus (oriental weatherfish)
Lineage: Eukaryota; Metazoa; Chordata; Actinopteri; Cypriniformes; Cobitidae
Gene: smad7
Product: SMAD family member 7
Biological process (GO): anatomical structure morphogenesis; regulation of transcription by RNA polymerase II; cell differentiation
Cellular component (GO): heteromeric SMAD protein complex
Molecular function (GO): transcription regulator inhibitor activity; I-SMAD binding
Source: RefSeq, a predicted model, not a curated record